AUGGAUUCUUCAACAACGAAACCAAAAAACCAACGUGCUACGCACGAACAAUUAGAAACUUACGUUUCAUUUUGCCGGACGCAUCCGGAAAUCGGUAGAGGAAAAAAUACGCCAAAACCACCUCGACAAAUGCAGGAUUUGUGGCGGCAGCUGGCGGAGCAGUUAAUUGCGUGCAGAGGGCCAUCUCGUACUGCAGCUAAGUGGAAAGAGACAAUGGGUGUUUGGAAGAGCCAACUACGUACGCGGGCAAGGCGCUUAAAAAUGAAGCAGAGGCUUACUGGAGGAGGGCCCUGUGGCAAGCCGUUGACCGAUUUCGAGCAAAAAUCUUUGGAAGCUUUUGGAUCAGUAGCUGUGAAUGGAGUGGAAACUAUUGAAAGCUUUGGUUUAGGGCUGCCGCGAAAACAAUUUGUAGAAUCGUCGAUAAUUGAGUGUCCAAUAUCAUCUACUGAAAGUAGACUGCCUAGUUCAGCACCACUGCCAAGCCUAUUAUUGUCGCCAACGCCACUACCUUCGCCAAACCCACUACCAUCGUCAAACCCACUACCAUCGCCAGGCCCACUACCAUCGCCAAACCCACUGCCAUCGCCAAACCCACUACCAUCGCCAAAUUCAGCACAAUCUCCAUAUGAUUCACCGUUAUUUAGCCCGGAUAAUCAGGUAUGUAAUUUCUAUUUUAUUCUACAAUGUAUCCAAGUACAUAAACCCCUGGCCACUGGUUAA
Messenger RNA from Bactrocera tryoni, 720 nucleotides. RefSeq lists its product as uncharacterized. The transcript is spliced from 3 exons. The record is from RefSeq and is a predicted model, not a curated record. Lineage: Eukaryota; Metazoa; Arthropoda; Insecta; Diptera; Tephritidae. The coding region runs from base 1 to 720 and encodes 239 amino acids.